GACUACCUCUUGGCUGCUCUGGGGGAAAGCUGGGUUGGGGGAAAGGCUCUCCUGGAGCUCUUUAUACUGUUUAGCUGGAGUCAUGCCUUUUUGUAAAACUUUAGAAAAAGACUUCCUCACUUCAGACUGUGGCCAGUGACUCGCACAUCUAAUCUCUGAACUCUUUCCUCAGCACUUUUUUUUCCCCAGAUUAAUCCUGCUAAAAGCUACAGCUGCAGCUAUAUAUUUAUUUUCCCUAACAUCUUCAGUGAUCUCCUUCUAUCUACUGAUAUCUUUGAAAGCAGGACUGAAAAAUAAUUUAUUGCUAUACUUUUAGAGGACAAGCUUGUUCUCUGAGAUCGGUGUCCUUUUAGUCCCAAUUGUUGGUUACAGUUUGUUGUAUAUUUUGUAAGAGCCGUAAAGUAAUUUGGCAGUAAUUCAUAGUACUGAACUAUGCACUGGUCCAAGGUGUCGACUGAGAAAAAUGCACAACGUGGGAGUUGUGGGUUCAGUUUUUUAUUCAAGACUUUACUGAGGACUCUAGACCCGGAGACAGCCUUCAAAUAGCUCUGACGAACUGUUCCUAAGAGGUGGUUAGGAGACUAGUUUACAUGUGAUUUUUUUUGUUAGGAAAUGCAUGCAGUUAACAUGUAUCUUGGUAAAAGAUCACUGCUAGUCACAGAGAACAAAUAGCUCAGCUUAAUGAUUGUAGUGUUUUUCUAUGCAUGGGAAGGUGCAAAAGCAGAGUUUGUUAAAAUUCUUGGUGGAAUGUGUCUAACUGCCUAAAGGCCUGUUUGUCCAAAGCACAGAGCAUCCCUUUAUCACCUUUAAUUUCCUCUGUCUGAAGCAGAGUGCCCAUCAUGGCAUCAUCUUAAUCUCUCUGAGGCAUCAAUUGCACUGUUGGCCCAUGGCUGCAGCAGGUUAAUCUUGGAAGACUUGGAUGAAUACCCACUGUGGAAACAGGAUGAAGUUGACCAGUGAAAAGUUGCCCAAGAACCCCUUUUAUCUCUCUCUAUCCCCCUAUGCUGCUAAGAACCCAAAACUCUUCCAGUGGAGAAAGGAGAAGACUGAUCAUUACAGCCAUGCUAAUUUGGUGGAUAAGGCAUUGCAGCUCUUGAAGGAAAGAAUAAGGAGAGGGGAUACUCUGGCGUAUUUCCUACGAGGUCAACUAUAUUUUGAAGAGGGAUGGUAUGAAGAAGCAUUAGAACAGUUUGAAGAAAUCAAGGAAAAGGAUCAUCAAGCAACUUACCAGCUAGGAGUCAUGUAUUAUGAUGGCCUGGGGACAACCACAGAUGCUGAAAAGGGAGUGGAAUAUAUGAAGAAAAUUGUCGAUUCUCCAUGUCCCAAAGCAAGACACUUACAGUUUGCAGCAGCUUACAACCUGGGAAGAGCUUAUUACGAAGGAAAAGGCGUUAAACGAUCAGAUGAGGAAGCUGAAAGAUUGUGGCUUUUUGCUGCCGAUAAUGGAAAUCCAAAAGCUAGUGUGAAGGCUCAAAGUAUCCUAGGAUUGUAUUAUUCAACAAAGGAACCCAAAGAGUUAGAGAAGGCAUUUUAUUGGCACUCAGAAGCUUGUGGCAAUGGAAACCUAGAGUCCCAGGGUGCGCUUGGGCUCAUGUACUUUUACGGACAAGGCAUCCGUCAGGACACGGAGGCUGCCCUGCAUUGCUUGAGGGAAGCAGCAGAGCGUGGAAAUGUCUAUGCUCAAGGGAACCUCGUGGAGUAUUACUACAAGAUGAAGUUCUUCACAAAGUGUGUUGCAUUUUCCAAAAGGAUUGCUGACUACGAUGAGGUUCACGACAUCCCCAUGAUAGCCCAGCUCACGGACUGUCUCCCAGAAUUCAUCAGCAAAGGCAUGGCCAUGGCAUCUUUCUACCAUGCACGGUGUCUGCAGCUUGGCCUGGGUAUCACCAAAGAUGAAGCAACAGCUAAACACUACUAUUCUAAAGCUUGUCGUCUGAAUCCUGCAUUGGCAGAUGAACUUCACACUUUACUAAUUCGUCAAAGAAUUUAGACCUCAAUGCAUUUCAACAAAGAUCAUCAAGUCUAACACCUUGGAACGAUCAGAAGGCAAGCCUUACCUGGAAUGUUUUCGAGCAGCUUCUGCCGGGCUCUCUGUUUUGUUUCCUGGCUUUGUUCUUUGCUUCGGAUUGUGGUCGGUGGUGCCAAUUUCCCAUUGGGCCAAAAAGCAUCCCGGAAAAGGCUGAUGUAGUAAACCAACAUCUGCUCACUGAAAAUCCAGUUCACUGUGUCCCGGAUUUGUCUUUUAAGAGAAAGAUGGUUCUUGGAUGAGGUUUUCAAAAAUUGUAUUCUCUAUUCUCAAAAGGCAUUUAUCAGUGGGUAGGUUAAAAUACAGCCCCCAUCUAAGCGUUUGAUGAAUAAACUAGGAAUUGGAUUUUUAAA
Molecule: messenger RNA, 2379 nt
Organism: Phacochoerus africanus (Common warthog)
Lineage: Eukaryota; Metazoa; Chordata; Mammalia; Artiodactyla; Suidae
Gene: LRP2BP
Product: LRP2 binding protein
Exons: 10
Coding region: 920-1990 (356 amino acids)
Molecular function (GO): protein binding
Source: RefSeq, a predicted model, not a curated record